ACGUCGUCCACCUCCGUAUCUCCCCUCCCCUUUUCCCUCCCUGCUUUCCCUUCCUUUUUCUCCCUUCCUUUUUCUCCCUUACUUUUUCUCCCUUCCUUUUUCUCCCUUCCUUUUUCUCCCUUCCUUUUUCUCCCUUCCUUUUUCUCCCUUCCUUUUUCUCCCUUCCUUUUUCUCCCUUCUUUUUUCUCCCUUCCUUUUUCUCCCUUCCUUUUUCUUCCUUCCUUUUUCUCCCUUCCUUUUUCUCCCUUCCUUUUUCUCCCUUUCCCUCUUUGCCCCCUUCCAUCCUUCUUUCCUCUUGCCUCCUCUUUCUCCCCGGUCUCCGCCCCAUCAGGCGCUGCGGCUGCUGGCAGUGGUGGCGGCGAUGCGCCUGGACACGGUAGACGACUCCAUCGAGCCCACGCUCUUGUCUCUUCUGGGGGAGGGCGCUCCUGGGGAGGGCGGUGACUCGUCUCGGACCCAGGACGGGGAGUCGGGGGAGGGGGACGGGGAAGUAGAAGGGGAAGGGGAAGGGGAAGGGGAAGGGGAGGGGAAGGCGGGGAGCAGGAGAGUGCAGCGGGUGUUCACGUCGGCAGGGCUGCUGGCGGCAAGCAAGUGGGAAAAGAUCGCCCCCGACUGCACGUUCCUCACACCCGGGCAGUGCCGAGCGCUGUGGGGCAAGUUCAAGGCGGAGACUCAGUACGUGGUGGCCCAGGCCAUGCAGACGCAGGAGGCGAGUCGGCGCAACAACGCGUGGCUGCCCCCGCCGUGGGCCAUCCUAGCCAUGGUGGUGCUGGGAUGGAACGAGUUCAUGGCUGUGCUCAGGAACCCCGUGCUGCUGCUACUGGGAGUGUUUCUCUUCUUCAUGGGGCGGGAGGUCAUGUCUCAGCUAGACCUGGGGGGCAUAUUCGACAACGGCAUGGUGCCUGGGCUGAUCACCCUGGCAGCGCGGGCAGGCCCCAUCAUCAUGGCCGUGCUGCGGCGCCUGGGCGAGCAGGCAGAGGCAGCUCUCACCGCGCACAACGCCCCUGUGCCGGGGCCACUGCGCCCCAACUGGCGCAGCGAGGGGGACGAGGAUGGGGGCGAUGUGGCUAUGCGGGAUUUCAGCGCGGGGAGCAGUGGGGAGGGGGGGCUGAGGCAACGCGGGAGCAGGCGCGAGGGAGAGGGCAGGUGA
Messenger RNA from Closterium sp. NIES-65, 1150 nucleotides. Lineage: Eukaryota; Viridiplantae; Streptophyta; Zygnematophyceae; Desmidiales; Closteriaceae. The record is from the annotation of a GenBank genome assembly.